Messenger RNA from Periophthalmus magnuspinnatus, 1655 nucleotides. Its product is annotated as tubulin alpha chain-like. The transcript is spliced from 4 exons. Gene Ontology annotation, biological process: mitotic cell cycle; microtubule cytoskeleton organization. Bases 108 to 1457 code for a protein of 449 amino acids. Gene Ontology annotation, cellular component: microtubule; cytoplasm. Gene Ontology annotation, molecular function: structural constituent of cytoskeleton; GTP binding. The record is from RefSeq and is a predicted model, not a curated record. Lineage: Eukaryota; Metazoa; Chordata; Actinopteri; Gobiiformes; Gobiidae.
CCUGGCAAUGCUUUCUUACUCACUCGGACCACAUUGACGGCUGCCGAGAGAGGUGCAGAAAACUCCCUUCCUCCAACUUCUAUUUUCGAGGACUAAUCUAGGUCAUCAUGCGUGAAUGCAUCUCUGUGCACGUGGGCCAGGCUGGUGUCCAGAUGGGAAACACCUGUUGGGAACUCUACUGUCUGGAACACGGGAUCCAGCCGGACGGCCAGAUGCCCUCCCGCAAACCUGUGGGUGGCCAUGAUGACUCCUUCACCACCUUCUUCAGUGACACUGGGGCAGGGAAGUACGUUCCUAGAGCCAUCUUUGUGGAUCUGGAACCCACUGUCAUUGAUGAGGUACGCACAGGCACAUACCGCCAACUUUUUCAUCCUGAGCAACUGAUCUCAGGAAAAGAGGAUGCUGCCAAUAACUAUGCCCGUGGACACUACACCAUUGGAAAGGAAAUCAUUGACUCGGUGCUGGACAGAAUCAGAAAACUGGCUGACCAGUGCACAGGUCUUCAGGGAUUUUUGGUUUUCCACUCUUUUGGUGGUGGAACUGGGUCUGGUUUCACGUCUCUGUUGAUGGAGAGGCUCUCUGUUGACUUUGGUAAAAAGUCCAAACUAGAGUUUGCGAUUUACCCAGCCCCUCAGGUGUCCACUGCAGUGGUGGAGCCAUAUAACUCCAUCCUGACCACCCACACAACCCUGGAGCACUCUGACUGCGCUUUUAUGGUGGACAAUGAGGCCAUCUACGACAUCUGCCGUAGGAACCUGGACAUUGAACGUCCUUCUUACACUAACCUCAACCGCCUCAUCAGUCAGAUUGUAUCCUCUAUCACAGCCUCCCUGCGCUUUGAUGGAGCCCUGAAUGUUGACCUGACUGAGUUUCAGACCAACUUGGUGCCUUAUCCUCGUAUCCACUUCCCUCUUGCCACCUAUGCCCCUGUCAUCUCUGCUGAAAAAGCUUACCAUGAGCAGCUCUCCGUGGCUGAAAUCACAAAUGCCUGCUUUGAGCCAGCCAAUCAAAUGGUGAAGUGUGAUCCUCGUCAUGGUAAAUACAUGGCUUGUUGUCUUCUAUACCGUGGUGAUGUUGUGCCCAAAGAUGUCAAUGUGGCAAUUGCUGCAAUCAAAACCAAGCGCUCCAUCCAGUUUGUGGAUUGGUGUCCAACUGGUUUCAAGGUGGGCAUCAACUAUCAGCCUCCAACAGUGGUCCCUGGUGGAGACCUGGCCAAAGUGCAGAGAGCCGUGUGCAUGCUGAGCAACACCACAGCCAUCGCUGAGGCCUGGGCCAGACUGGACCACAAGUUUGACCUGAUGUAUGCCAAGAGAGCAUUUGUGCACUGGUAUGUGGGAGAGGGUAUGGAGGAGGGUGAGUUCUCAGAGGCCAGGGAGGACAUGGCUGCUUUGGAGAAGGAUUAUGAAGAAGUGGGCAUUGACUCAUUUGAAGAAGAUGAGGAGGGAGAAGAAUACUAGUGGCUUUUUAGAAUUAGCUGUCAAUGCAAAAUCAUGACUGCAAUAAAGGAUUUAUUUUUAUACAAAACUAAUUUGGUUCAACAUAUUCAAAUACAGUAUUGCAAAUUGUGUUUUUCACAUACAUGUGUAAAGCAUAAAUUAACUUUAUUUUGUAUGCUUAUUUCAAUAAAAUUUAAUUUUGUGGUGUAUUGUCAGUGA